This is a messenger RNA of Conger conger (European conger), 1532 nucleotides long. RefSeq names its product lymphocyte function-associated antigen 3-like. Bases 355 to 1386 code for a protein of 343 amino acids. The transcript is spliced from 15 exons. The record is from RefSeq and is a predicted model, not a curated record. NCBI's taxonomy places the organism in Eukaryota, Metazoa, Chordata, Actinopteri, Anguilliformes, Congridae.
CUAAAAAUACGCAUGUCUGUGACAUAGGCUGAACUCAAAACUACCGUUUGUUUAUUCGCAAUGCGGGAUUGCGCCGAAUGUAAUUAGGCACGUAUUGAAGAAUUUAUCCUUUUUAUACAAUGUUAAAUAGCUGGAACUUUAACAAUUUGAGCGAGCGAAAGUUUUCAUUUUAAUUUUCACAGAUAAAGAAGCAAUUUGCCUAGCUCUAACUGCGUGGCAACUUUUAGCCCCGCAAGCUUUAAGUUUCGGUUUCGAUCUCGAUCGGUCUUGAGAGGAAGUUAGUUCGCUGGGUGGAAAAGCUACGGCUAUCGGCUUGGCUUAUUGUAUUAAUAAUAACAUCAAUUCGCAGUGUGAAUGAGGGAAAUAACUGCGAUGUUUAAUGUACUUCUGAAAGUCGUUCUCUUGACGAGUGUUUUGACAUCACCGAUUCUAGCAGAAGAUAAGACGAUCUAUGCACUGCUUGGAGGAGAAAUAGUUUUAUUCCCAGAGCCAUUCUCUGGGACACUCAAACGGGUCGUAUGGAAACAGGGGGAUGACAAAGCAGCCGAAUGGGAGGAGGGCCCCAUUGAAUGUUAUCGCGAAUUCAAAGGUCGCACAACACUGGAUACAGGAACCGGAACAAUGACAUUGAAAGACUUAACAGCAAGUUUCAGUGGAAUAUAUUUGGCUGAAAUAAAUGGCAAACAAGCUUCAAAGACAUCAGAGCUCCGCGUAAUCGGACGUGUUUCCCCACCGAACACUGCUAAAGAGUGCGAUACCAAAACCGAGUGCACUUUGCACUGUAAGGGUGAGAACACCACUGAUGGUCGUUAUGCAUGGAUAAAGGAUGUUGUUGAAUUGCCGUCCUCCAGUAGCAGCCUGACCGUUCAGCUCGAUGGAGUGUAUGAUAGCAGUUACACCUGUAAAUAUAGCAACCCCGUGUCCUCUGCUCUGGGUGAGCCACUAAUCCCAUUUCCAUCUACACAUUCACCUGGAACUAUAGCUGGUAUUAUAUGUGGUGCUGCACUGCUGCUGGCUGCUGCUGUGUGUGGUGGACUUGCUUACAAAUUGAAGUACAAACCACCGUGCAUAAAGAAGACUGGAGAUGAAAAUACAGGAGCGAAAGAUGGGCGUGCAGAGGAGUCAAAAGCGUGCAUAAAGAAGACUGGAGAUGAAAAUACAGGAGCGAAAGAUGGGCGUGCAGAGGAGUCAAAAGCGUGCAUAAAGAAGACUGGAGAUGAAAAUACAGGAGCGAAAGAUGGGCGUGCAGAGGAGUCAAAAGCGUGCAUAAAGAAGACUGGAGAUGAAAAUACAGGAGCGAAAGAUGGGCGUGCAGAGGAGUCAAAAGCUGACCCUGAAAAAGCAAAUAAUGGUGCUGAUGCUGGAGAUAACCCCUAUGAAAACUAGUAACAAGCAGGACAUGCUCCCAGGGGACACUGGAAAACUGCUGAAGGCCAAAAAUCGCAGCAGAUACACUUCAAUCAUACUGGGUAGACUGGUGCUGAACAGGCAGAUCAACAGAUCGAUCAUUCAUAUAUAUAUAUAUAUAUAUA